Messenger RNA from Linnemannia hyalina, 297 nucleotides. The record is from the annotation of a GenBank genome assembly. Lineage: Eukaryota; Fungi; Mortierellomycota; Mortierellomycetes; Mortierellales; Mortierellaceae.
AUGACCGCCACCGCUGAUAGCUGGGAGUACCCCACCCAACGCAAAUUCGAGGACGUCGCACCCCUCUCCGAGGUCGACCCCAACGACAAGGCCGCCGUCCUUCGCUCGCGCGCUCUCGCUGUCCGUGAGUCGUGGAUCAACGCCAUGGAGGGCCGCAUCAUCCAGCAAGAGUUGAAGAAGUGCUACCGUGCCGAGGGCGUCAACCACUACCAGAACUGCCGUCACCUCGUCGACCUCUACAUGAACGCGCUCAAGGAGAAGAGAGUUGAGGGCUGGAGAAAGACCGAGUCUGCAUAA